Molecule: messenger RNA, 1835 nt
Organism: Mya arenaria
Lineage: Eukaryota; Metazoa; Mollusca; Bivalvia; Myida; Myidae
Product: integumentary mucin C.1-like
Exons: 13
Coding region: 48-1835 (595 amino acids)
Source: RefSeq, a predicted model, not a curated record
GAAAAUGGAAUUCUGUUAAGCUGGAGAUUGAAUUAUUAUGCAUUAAAAUGACUAGCUAUAUGUCGCUGAUACCUAUUUUACCUUGGAUAUUAAUCUUAUGUUCUACAACAGUAGCUCAAGAGGUGUGUGAGGAUCUGGACUCCGACUGUGCCACUUAUGGUUCAGACUAUAUCUGUGUAGGGGAAUAUGUCGCCUGGUCAGCCAUACAUUGUAGGAAGUUUUGUGGAAUAUGCUCAGAGUCCGGAUGUGUUGAUAAGGUCCAGGACUGUGCGGACUACGGGGUCGAUUACGUCUGUCAGGGGGAAUAUCUACCCUGGGCAGAGCUCAACUGUGCCAAGUAUUGUAACUUAUGUUCAAAGGUUACGUCUACUACAACGCAAUCGUCGACAACAGCAACAACACCUACAACAGUAACAACCCCAGUGAAAACAACAACGCCAUCAGCGACUACUUCCAAUUCGGAAGUAUGCGAGGACAAAGACAGUGACUGCGCGGAUUAUGGGUUUGAUUAUAUCUGUCAAGGAGGAUACGCACUUUGGUCGAAGAUACACUGUAGGAAAUAUUGCGGAUUCUGUACAGGUGUACAACCGUGUGAAAACAAGGAUACCGACUGUGCUGAUUAUCCAUUUGAGUACAUCUGUACUGAGGAAUAUAGACCCUGGUCGUCCAUACAUUGUGCGAAGUAUUGUAACUUUUGCCCAACCGCAGAAACACAAACAACAAGAAUGACCACACCAGCUAUUACUUCUACAGUGUCAGCUCCCCCAGCUGAACUCUCUACUACACCAGCUGCUAAAUGUGAAAACACUGACGGUGAUUGUGAAACGUACAAUUUCGCAUUUCUCUGUACCGGAGACUACAAAGAUUGGGCCAAAAUUCACUGUCGCAAGUUUUGUGGCGUGUGCGAAGAAACAACAACAAUAACAACAACAACAACAACAAAAGUAGCAACAUCAUCAACAACAGCAACAACAGAAGAAGUAUGUGAAGACAUAGACAAUGACUGUUAUACCUAUGGCCACAAUUACAUUUGUGUUGAAGAGUUUAGUCCAUGGUCAAUGAUACACUGUCGCAAAUACUGUGGAUUUUGCAAAGACCCUAUUUGCGAAAACGUGGACCCAGACUGUGACACGUACGGCAGGGAGUACAUUUGCAACGAGGAGUUCAAGGAAUGGUCCUCCAUACAUUGUGCAGAGUUUUGUGACUUGUGCGAUGUUAAUGCUACUACAACAAUCGCGGCAACAAGCACAACUACUCAGACAAUAACAAGUUCACCAGCCCCAGCAACGACUUCUACCACAAACGCUACUACUACAACAACAGCACCGACAACAACGAAAACCACGACAGUUCCAACAACAACCACAACUAAAGCAACAACAACACCAACACCAACCAAAACCACGAGUGUUCCAACAACAACUACAACUCAACCAACAACGACAAAAAACAUUCCUACAACCACAACCACAGCUUCCUCAACAACUAGGACUACACCGACAACAACUACAACAAGAACAACCAUUCCUACUACUACAACCACCACUACCUCCACCACUACAACUACACCGACAACAACGACUACAACAAUGCCUACUACGACAACGACAACCGAACCUACCACUACCACUACUGUUGAUCCAAGAGCAGCAUGCAUCAACGUGUUCACGAACUGUUCGCUCUACACUCAAGAGGAUUGUCACCACUAUCAAACUGAAAUCUUAAUGUGGGAGAACUGCCGAGGUCACUGCUUCCUGUGCCUAGAACCGCAUCCUACGCUAACGACAACCACAACCACAACCACUACAACUACGACUACCGACCCUAGUAUGUGA